AUGUCACCAUCUACUUUGGUACUCACACUCAGAUACCAACAAAGAAAAGCUGUUCGUGCGGCUAAGCAUAAAACCAACGGCACACAGGCAGCCGAUAUCUUGAGAUCGUUCAAGCCACUCUUCGACAGAGUGCUAGUUGAACGUUUCGCACCUGAGGUCAAGACCAAAGGUGGCAUUAUGCUGCCCGAGAAAUCGGUGGGUAAAGUUCUCGAAGCAACUGUUGUUUCGGUUGGUCCGGGUGCAAGGAACGAUAAAGGCGAAACAAUCCCCAUGACUGUUAAGGCUGGUGAUCGCGUAUUGCUGCCAGAAUACGGAGGCACAAAAGUGACAGUUGAGGAGAAAGAGUACUACCUCUUCCGAGAGGUCGAUAUAAUGGGGAAGUGGGAUUGA
Messenger RNA from Anisakis simplex (herring worm), 390 nucleotides. The record is from the annotation of a GenBank genome assembly. Lineage: Eukaryota; Metazoa; Nematoda; Chromadorea; Rhabditida; Anisakidae.